Homo sapiens (human) is the source of this 9937-nucleotide messenger RNA. RefSeq names its product complement C3b/C4b receptor 1 (Knops blood group) (gene CR1). The coding region runs from base 112 to 7581 and encodes 2489 amino acids. Gene Ontology annotation, molecular function: complement receptor activity; complement binding. Gene Ontology annotation, cellular component: plasma membrane; membrane. The record is from RefSeq and is marked reviewed. The transcript has 47 exons. Gene Ontology annotation, biological process: regulation of complement-dependent cytotoxicity; regulation of complement activation; complement activation, alternative pathway. Lineage: Eukaryota; Metazoa; Chordata; Mammalia; Primates; Hominidae.
ACACUCUGGGCGCGGAGCACAAUGAUUGGUCACUCCUAUUUUCGCUGAGCUUUUCCUCUUAUUUCAGUUUUCUUCGAGAUCAAAUCUGGUUUGUAGAUGUGCUUGGGGAGAAUGGGGGCCUCUUCUCCAAGAAGCCCGGAGCCUGUCGGGCCGCCGGCGCCCGGUCUCCCCUUCUGCUGCGGAGGAUCCCUGCUGGCGGUUGUGGUGCUGCUUGCGCUGCCGGUGGCCUGGGGUCAAUGCAAUGCCCCAGAAUGGCUUCCAUUUGCCAGGCCUACCAACCUAACUGAUGAAUUUGAGUUUCCCAUUGGGACAUAUCUGAACUAUGAAUGCCGCCCUGGUUAUUCCGGAAGACCGUUUUCUAUCAUCUGCCUAAAAAACUCAGUCUGGACUGGUGCUAAGGACAGGUGCAGACGUAAAUCAUGUCGUAAUCCUCCAGAUCCUGUGAAUGGCAUGGUGCAUGUGAUCAAAGGCAUCCAGUUCGGAUCCCAAAUUAAAUAUUCUUGUACUAAAGGAUACCGACUCAUUGGUUCCUCGUCUGCCACAUGCAUCAUCUCAGGUGAUACUGUCAUUUGGGAUAAUGAAACACCUAUUUGUGACAGAAUUCCUUGUGGGCUACCCCCCACCAUCACCAAUGGAGAUUUCAUUAGCACCAACAGAGAGAAUUUUCACUAUGGAUCAGUGGUGACCUACCGCUGCAAUCCUGGAAGCGGAGGGAGAAAGGUGUUUGAGCUUGUGGGUGAGCCCUCCAUAUACUGCACCAGCAAUGACGAUCAAGUGGGCAUCUGGAGCGGCCCCGCCCCUCAGUGCAUUAUACCUAACAAAUGCACGCCUCCAAAUGUGGAAAAUGGAAUAUUGGUAUCUGACAACAGAAGCUUAUUUUCCUUAAAUGAAGUUGUGGAGUUUAGGUGUCAGCCUGGCUUUGUCAUGAAAGGACCCCGCCGUGUGAAGUGCCAGGCCCUGAACAAAUGGGAGCCGGAGCUACCAAGCUGCUCCAGGGUAUGUCAGCCACCUCCAGAUGUCCUGCAUGCUGAGCGUACCCAAAGGGACAAGGACAACUUUUCACCUGGGCAGGAAGUGUUCUACAGCUGUGAGCCCGGCUACGACCUCAGAGGGGCUGCGUCUAUGCGCUGCACACCCCAGGGAGACUGGAGCCCUGCAGCCCCCACAUGUGAAGUGAAAUCCUGUGAUGACUUCAUGGGCCAACUUCUUAAUGGCCGUGUGCUAUUUCCAGUAAAUCUCCAGCUUGGAGCAAAAGUGGAUUUUGUUUGUGAUGAAGGAUUUCAAUUAAAAGGCAGCUCUGCUAGUUACUGUGUCUUGGCUGGAAUGGAAAGCCUUUGGAAUAGCAGUGUUCCAGUGUGUGAACAAAUCUUUUGUCCAAGUCCUCCAGUUAUUCCUAAUGGGAGACACACAGGAAAACCUCUGGAAGUCUUUCCCUUUGGGAAAACAGUAAAUUACACAUGCGACCCCCACCCAGACAGAGGGACGAGCUUCGACCUCAUUGGAGAGAGCACCAUCCGCUGCACAAGUGACCCUCAAGGGAAUGGGGUUUGGAGCAGCCCUGCCCCUCGCUGUGGAAUUCUGGGUCACUGUCAAGCCCCAGAUCAUUUUCUGUUUGCCAAGUUGAAAACCCAAACCAAUGCAUCUGACUUUCCCAUUGGGACAUCUUUAAAGUACGAAUGCCGUCCUGAGUACUACGGGAGGCCAUUCUCUAUCACAUGUCUAGAUAACCUGGUCUGGUCAAGUCCCAAAGAUGUCUGUAAACGUAAAUCAUGUAAAACUCCUCCAGAUCCAGUGAAUGGCAUGGUGCAUGUGAUCACAGACAUCCAGGUUGGAUCCAGAAUCAACUAUUCUUGUACUACAGGGCACCGACUCAUUGGUCACUCAUCUGCUGAAUGUAUCCUCUCGGGCAAUGCUGCCCAUUGGAGCACGAAGCCGCCAAUUUGUCAACGAAUUCCUUGUGGGCUACCCCCCACCAUCGCCAAUGGAGAUUUCAUUAGCACCAACAGAGAGAAUUUUCACUAUGGAUCAGUGGUGACCUACCGCUGCAAUCCUGGAAGCGGAGGGAGAAAGGUGUUUGAGCUUGUGGGUGAGCCCUCCAUAUACUGCACCAGCAAUGACGAUCAAGUGGGCAUCUGGAGCGGCCCGGCCCCUCAGUGCAUUAUACCUAACAAAUGCACGCCUCCAAAUGUGGAAAAUGGAAUAUUGGUAUCUGACAACAGAAGCUUAUUUUCCUUAAAUGAAGUUGUGGAGUUUAGGUGUCAGCCUGGCUUUGUCAUGAAAGGACCCCGCCGUGUGAAGUGCCAGGCCCUGAACAAAUGGGAGCCGGAGCUACCAAGCUGCUCCAGGGUAUGUCAGCCACCUCCAGAUGUCCUGCAUGCUGAGCGUACCCAAAGGGACAAGGACAACUUUUCACCCGGGCAGGAAGUGUUCUACAGCUGUGAGCCCGGCUACGACCUCAGAGGGGCUGCGUCUAUGCGCUGCACACCCCAGGGAGACUGGAGCCCUGCAGCCCCCACAUGUGAAGUGAAAUCCUGUGAUGACUUCAUGGGCCAACUUCUUAAUGGCCGUGUGCUAUUUCCAGUAAAUCUCCAGCUUGGAGCAAAAGUGGAUUUUGUUUGUGAUGAAGGAUUUCAAUUAAAAGGCAGCUCUGCUAGUUACUGUGUCUUGGCUGGAAUGGAAAGCCUUUGGAAUAGCAGUGUUCCAGUGUGUGAACAAAUCUUUUGUCCAAGUCCUCCAGUUAUUCCUAAUGGGAGACACACAGGAAAACCUCUGGAAGUCUUUCCCUUUGGGAAAACAGUAAAUUACACAUGCGACCCCCACCCAGACAGAGGGACGAGCUUCGACCUCAUUGGAGAGAGCACCAUCCGCUGCACAAGUGACCCUCAAGGGAAUGGGGUUUGGAGCAGCCCUGCCCCUCGCUGUGGAAUUCUGGGUCACUGUCAAGCCCCAGAUCAUUUUCUGUUUGCCAAGUUGAAAACCCAAACCAAUGCAUCUGACUUUCCCAUUGGGACAUCUUUAAAGUACGAAUGCCGUCCUGAGUACUACGGGAGGCCAUUCUCUAUCACAUGUCUAGAUAACCUGGUCUGGUCAAGUCCCAAAGAUGUCUGUAAACGUAAAUCAUGUAAAACUCCUCCAGAUCCAGUGAAUGGCAUGGUGCAUGUGAUCACAGACAUCCAGGUUGGAUCCAGAAUCAACUAUUCUUGUACUACAGGGCACCGACUCAUUGGUCACUCAUCUGCUGAAUGUAUCCUCUCGGGCAAUGCUGCCCAUUGGAGCACGAAGCCGCCAAUUUGUCAACGAAUUCCUUGUGGGCUACCCCCCACCAUCGCCAAUGGAGAUUUCAUUAGCACCAACAGAGAGAAUUUUCACUAUGGAUCAGUGGUGACCUACCGCUGCAAUCCUGGAAGCGGAGGGAGAAAGGUGUUUGAGCUUGUGGGUGAGCCCUCCAUAUACUGCACCAGCAAUGACGAUCAAGUGGGCAUCUGGAGCGGCCCGGCCCCUCAGUGCAUUAUACCUAACAAAUGCACGCCUCCAAAUGUGGAAAAUGGAAUAUUGGUAUCUGACAACAGAAGCUUAUUUUCCUUAAAUGAAGUUGUGGAGUUUAGGUGUCAGCCUGGCUUUGUCAUGAAAGGACCCCGCCGUGUGAAGUGCCAGGCCCUGAACAAAUGGGAGCCGGAGCUACCAAGCUGCUCCAGGGUAUGUCAGCCACCUCCAGAUGUCCUGCAUGCUGAGCGUACCCAAAGGGACAAGGACAACUUUUCACCCGGGCAGGAAGUGUUCUACAGCUGUGAGCCCGGCUAUGACCUCAGAGGGGCUGCGUCUAUGCGCUGCACACCCCAGGGAGACUGGAGCCCUGCAGCCCCCACAUGUGAAGUGAAAUCCUGUGAUGACUUCAUGGGCCAACUUCUUAAUGGCCGUGUGCUAUUUCCAGUAAAUCUCCAGCUUGGAGCAAAAGUGGAUUUUGUUUGUGAUGAAGGAUUUCAAUUAAAAGGCAGCUCUGCUAGUUAUUGUGUCUUGGCUGGAAUGGAAAGCCUUUGGAAUAGCAGUGUUCCAGUGUGUGAACAAAUCUUUUGUCCAAGUCCUCCAGUUAUUCCUAAUGGGAGACACACAGGAAAACCUCUGGAAGUCUUUCCCUUUGGAAAAGCAGUAAAUUACACAUGCGACCCCCACCCAGACAGAGGGACGAGCUUCGACCUCAUUGGAGAGAGCACCAUCCGCUGCACAAGUGACCCUCAAGGGAAUGGGGUUUGGAGCAGCCCUGCCCCUCGCUGUGGAAUUCUGGGUCACUGUCAAGCCCCAGAUCAUUUUCUGUUUGCCAAGUUGAAAACCCAAACCAAUGCAUCUGACUUUCCCAUUGGGACAUCUUUAAAGUACGAAUGCCGUCCUGAGUACUACGGGAGGCCAUUCUCUAUCACAUGUCUAGAUAACCUGGUCUGGUCAAGUCCCAAAGAUGUCUGUAAACGUAAAUCAUGUAAAACUCCUCCAGAUCCAGUGAAUGGCAUGGUGCAUGUGAUCACAGACAUCCAGGUUGGAUCCAGAAUCAACUAUUCUUGUACUACAGGGCACCGACUCAUUGGUCACUCAUCUGCUGAAUGUAUCCUCUCAGGCAAUACUGCCCAUUGGAGCACGAAGCCGCCAAUUUGUCAACGAAUUCCUUGUGGGCUACCCCCAACCAUCGCCAAUGGAGAUUUCAUUAGCACCAACAGAGAGAAUUUUCACUAUGGAUCAGUGGUGACCUACCGCUGCAAUCUUGGAAGCAGAGGGAGAAAGGUGUUUGAGCUUGUGGGUGAGCCCUCCAUAUACUGCACCAGCAAUGACGAUCAAGUGGGCAUCUGGAGCGGCCCCGCCCCUCAGUGCAUUAUACCUAACAAAUGCACGCCUCCAAAUGUGGAAAAUGGAAUAUUGGUAUCUGACAACAGAAGCUUAUUUUCCUUAAAUGAAGUUGUGGAGUUUAGGUGUCAGCCUGGCUUUGUCAUGAAAGGACCCCGCCGUGUGAAGUGCCAGGCCCUGAACAAAUGGGAGCCAGAGUUACCAAGCUGCUCCAGGGUGUGUCAGCCGCCUCCAGAAAUCCUGCAUGGUGAGCAUACCCCAAGCCAUCAGGACAACUUUUCACCUGGGCAGGAAGUGUUCUACAGCUGUGAGCCUGGCUAUGACCUCAGAGGGGCUGCGUCUCUGCACUGCACACCCCAGGGAGACUGGAGCCCUGAAGCCCCGAGAUGUGCAGUGAAAUCCUGUGAUGACUUCUUGGGUCAACUCCCUCAUGGCCGUGUGCUAUUUCCACUUAAUCUCCAGCUUGGGGCAAAGGUGUCCUUUGUCUGUGAUGAAGGGUUUCGCUUAAAGGGCAGUUCCGUUAGUCAUUGUGUCUUGGUUGGAAUGAGAAGCCUUUGGAAUAACAGUGUUCCUGUGUGUGAACAUAUCUUUUGUCCAAAUCCUCCAGCUAUCCUUAAUGGGAGACACACAGGAACUCCCUCUGGAGAUAUUCCCUAUGGAAAAGAAAUAUCUUACACAUGUGACCCCCACCCAGACAGAGGGAUGACCUUCAACCUCAUUGGGGAGAGCACCAUCCGCUGCACAAGUGACCCUCAUGGGAAUGGGGUUUGGAGCAGCCCUGCCCCUCGCUGUGAACUUUCUGUUCGUGCUGGUCACUGUAAAACCCCAGAGCAGUUUCCAUUUGCCAGUCCUACGAUCCCAAUUAAUGACUUUGAGUUUCCAGUCGGGACAUCUUUGAAUUAUGAAUGCCGUCCUGGGUAUUUUGGGAAAAUGUUCUCUAUCUCCUGCCUAGAAAACUUGGUCUGGUCAAGUGUUGAAGACAACUGUAGACGAAAAUCAUGUGGACCUCCACCAGAACCCUUCAAUGGAAUGGUGCAUAUAAACACAGAUACACAGUUUGGAUCAACAGUUAAUUAUUCUUGUAAUGAAGGGUUUCGACUCAUUGGUUCCCCAUCUACUACUUGUCUCGUCUCAGGCAAUAAUGUCACAUGGGAUAAGAAGGCACCUAUUUGUGAGAUCAUAUCUUGUGAGCCACCUCCAACCAUAUCCAAUGGAGACUUCUACAGCAACAAUAGAACAUCUUUUCACAAUGGAACGGUGGUAACUUACCAGUGCCACACUGGACCAGAUGGAGAACAGCUGUUUGAGCUUGUGGGAGAACGGUCAAUAUAUUGCACCAGCAAAGAUGAUCAAGUUGGUGUUUGGAGCAGCCCUCCCCCUCGGUGUAUUUCUACUAAUAAAUGCACAGCUCCAGAAGUUGAAAAUGCAAUUAGAGUACCAGGAAACAGGAGUUUCUUUACCCUCACUGAGAUCAUCAGAUUUAGAUGUCAGCCCGGGUUUGUCAUGGUAGGGUCCCACACUGUGCAGUGCCAGACCAAUGGCAGAUGGGGGCCCAAGCUGCCACACUGCUCCAGGGUGUGUCAGCCGCCUCCAGAAAUCCUGCAUGGUGAGCAUACCCUAAGCCAUCAGGACAACUUUUCACCUGGGCAGGAAGUGUUCUACAGCUGUGAGCCCAGCUAUGACCUCAGAGGGGCUGCGUCUCUGCACUGCACGCCCCAGGGAGACUGGAGCCCUGAAGCCCCUAGAUGUACAGUGAAAUCCUGUGAUGACUUCCUGGGCCAACUCCCUCAUGGCCGUGUGCUACUUCCACUUAAUCUCCAGCUUGGGGCAAAGGUGUCCUUUGUUUGCGAUGAAGGGUUCCGAUUAAAAGGCAGGUCUGCUAGUCAUUGUGUCUUGGCUGGAAUGAAAGCCCUUUGGAAUAGCAGUGUUCCAGUGUGUGAACAAAUCUUUUGUCCAAAUCCUCCAGCUAUCCUUAAUGGGAGACACACAGGAACUCCCUUUGGAGAUAUUCCCUAUGGAAAAGAAAUAUCUUACGCAUGCGACACCCACCCAGACAGAGGGAUGACCUUCAACCUCAUUGGGGAGAGCUCCAUCCGCUGCACAAGUGACCCUCAAGGGAAUGGGGUUUGGAGCAGCCCUGCCCCUCGCUGUGAACUUUCUGUUCCUGCUGCCUGCCCACAUCCACCCAAGAUCCAAAACGGGCAUUACAUUGGAGGACACGUAUCUCUAUAUCUUCCUGGGAUGACAAUCAGCUACAUUUGUGACCCCGGCUACCUGUUAGUGGGAAAGGGCUUCAUUUUCUGUACAGACCAGGGAAUCUGGAGCCAAUUGGAUCAUUAUUGCAAAGAAGUAAAUUGUAGCUUCCCACUGUUUAUGAAUGGAAUCUCGAAGGAGUUAGAAAUGAAAAAAGUAUAUCACUAUGGAGAUUAUGUGACUUUGAAGUGUGAAGAUGGGUAUACUCUGGAAGGCAGUCCCUGGAGCCAGUGCCAGGCGGAUGACAGAUGGGACCCUCCUCUGGCCAAAUGUACCUCUCGUACACAUGAUGCUCUCAUAGUUGGCACUUUAUCUGGUACGAUCUUCUUUAUUUUACUCAUCAUUUUCCUCUCUUGGAUAAUUCUAAAGCACAGAAAAGGCAAUAAUGCACAUGAAAACCCUAAAGAAGUGGCUAUCCAUUUACAUUCUCAAGGAGGCAGCAGCGUUCAUCCCCGAACUCUGCAAACAAAUGAAGAAAAUAGCAGGGUCCUUCCUUGACAAAGUACUAUACAGCUGAAGAACAUCUCGAAUACAAUUUUGGUGGGAAAGGAGCCAAUUGAUUUCAACAGAAUCAGAUCUGAGCUUCAUAAAGUCUUUGAAGUGACUUCACAGAGACGCAGACAUGUGCACUUGAAGAUGCUGCCCCUUCCCUGGUACCUAGCAAAGCUCCUGCCUCUUUGUGUGCGUCACUGUGAAACCCCCACCCUUCUGCCUCGUGCUAAACGCACACAGUAUCUAGUCAGGGGAAAAGACUGCAUUUAGGAGAUAGAAAAUAGUUUGGAUUACUUAAAGGAAUAAGGUGUUGCCUGGAAUUUCUGGUUUGUAAGGUGGUCACUGUUCUUUUUUAAAAUAUUUGUAAUAUGGAAUGGGCUCAGUAAGAAGAGCUUGGAAAAUGCAGAAAGUUAUGAAAAAUAAGUCACUUAUAAUUAUGCUACCUACUGAUAACCACUCCUAAUAUUUUGAUUCAUUUUCUGCCUAUCUUCUUUCACAUAUGUGUUUUUUUACAUACGUACUUUUCCCCCUUAGUUUGUUUCCUUUUAUUUUAUAGAGCAGAACCCUAGUCUUUUAAACAGUUUAGAGUGAAAUAUAUGCUAUAUCAGUUUUUACUUUCUCUAGGGAGAAAAAUUAAUUUACUAGAAAGGCAUGAAAUGAUCAUGGGAAGAGUGGUUAAGACUACUGAAGAGAAAUAUUUGGAAAAUAAGAUUUCGAUAUCUUCUUUUUUUUUGAGAUGGAGUCUGGCUCUGUCUCCCAGGCUGGAGUGCAGUGGCGUAAUCUCGGCUCACUGCAAGCUCCGCCUCCCGGGUUGACACCAUUUUCCUGCCUCAGCCUCCUGAGUAGUUGGGAUUACCAGUAGAUGGGACUACAGGCACCUGCCAACACGCCCGGCUAAUUUUUUUGUAUUUUUAGUAGAGACGGGGUUUCACCAUGUUAGCCAGGAUGGUCUGGAUCUCCUGACCUCGUGAUCCACCUGCCUCGGCCUCCCAAAGUGCUGCGAUUACAGGCAUGAGCCACCGCGCCUGGCCGCUUUCGAUAUUUUCUAAACUUUAAUUCAAAAGCACUUUGUGCUGUGUUCUAUAUAAAAAACAUAAUAAAAAUUGAAAUGAAAGAAUAAUUGUUAUUAUAAAAGUACUAGCUUACUUUUGUAUGGAUUCAGAAUAUACUAAAUUAACUUUUUAAAACACAACUUUUAAAAAAUGUAUCAAAAUAAUAAACGUGUUCUGAUAUUUUUAAAAUAAGUGACCUUGUGUUCUUUAACCAGUCCACAUCUUUAGAGAACAAAAAUGUGUUAUGAUAUUAUGGGCCAUGCUAAUGACCUCUAGAAAACAUCAGAAUAUUUCUGGAUAUUUAAUAAUAGCUUUAUAUAUGACUAAUGCUCAUUUCUAUGUAAUUCUGUUUAAUAGUUGCUUUAAAGGUGAAUUUUGCCACAUUUACUUUGACAGCAGUAUAAGGAGUGAGAUAGACAUGAACCUGAAUUUCAAUUUAAAAUCAUGGAAGAGAGGGAAAAAAAACCAGCUUAAGAAAAAUCAACUGAUAAACUGCAAGAAAAAAAUGCAACUUACAUCACAAAAGCUAAUUGCUUUAUUAUUUAGAGAGUACUUAAAAAUUAAAGACCAAACUUCUCUCCACCCAACAAAAAUGGGCAAAGGACAUACAGCUAGGUCACCAAGAAAGAAGGGCAAAUAGGUGGUGAGUAUAUGUAAAGAUACUUGAUAGGACUUUUGCUUAGUUGAAUCUUUAGCAAAUCUCUUUUAUUUCUUGGGAUUUUGAAGAAGUAAUUUUUAAAGGAGGACUAGAAACUAAGUGAUUGGGAAUUGGCCUUUUUAGAAUUAAAAUUUCCCAUUACAAGAAAAAAAAAUCCUGUGUUCUUUUUUUUUUCCAGAAUGGAGUAGGUCAGUGAGCAAUGUGAUUAAUAAAUAUUUCAAUGUCUGUGACUUUUGAUUUAUUUUGGAGACAGGGUCUUGCUCUGUUACCCAGGCUGGAGUGCAGUGGUGCUAUCUAGGCUUACUGCAACCUCACCUGUCACUUUUUAAUUGCAAGAAAGCUGAAAGGUUUUUUUCUAUUAUAUCAGUUAUAAUGAUAAAUACUGUAUAUACUAACUAUGAGUAAAAUACUAUAUUGCCUAACUUGUAUUAUUAAGCAAUUCUGCUAACCUGUGACCUUACAUUUUCAUCUGAAAAGCAGGGGCUGGACACCAAUUGCCCUAUGAAGCUAUUGCUAGUCCUAACAUUCUUUGUUUUGUUUGCUUUUUUGGCACACUUAAGUGUGUACUAUGAAGUUUAUGAUGCUUUAAUGAAAUUUUCUGUCUCUACCAUUGUAAUGAGAAAGGAAUAAAAUACUUUAUUUUGCAAAUCUA